CCCGAUCUGUUUCCGGUUAGCCGCACGAGCCAUUUGCAUUUAAGCCCGAUUGGAACUCCUUACUCCUGUCUGGUAGAGAGGUGCUUAUGGACGGCGCAGUUGUUUGGCGACGAUUACGAGAUCCGCUUCUGGCGAGUUGUUGCUAGCAGGCUGUGUUGCCGCGCCAAAAUUUUAGAAAAUCUCCUGGAUACCGCACCUUCCGCAGAUAGCACUUUUCACAUUAAAUCCUCGCGUAUGGACCUCCAAAAGGGCUGUGUGUCGGAAGUAGCAGGACAUAUGGGGGUGAAGAGCGAUAACACUAAGCCCCAUUUCCCCGCCCCAGCAGGUAUAGGGACCCCCGUGGAAACGACUGAAUUUGCAACAUCACAGACACUGGACGCAUCAUCUCUGCCGAUUUCUGCUGCCCUCGACGCCAUUAGCACGGGCCAGACAUCCUUACCUUCUCAGGAUUCUGACAACUUGUUUGUUGUUAGUCGCUGGCCGAGCUGGGCCUGUAGACGUCAGCUCCUGCGACUCGACUCGGCCUGGGAUGACUUUCUGGUUGAGGCCGACCUAAUGAGGGCGGAGCGACGGGAACGACUGGUCGGCCUAGCUCAGCGAGCAAACACUUCGGAGCUCAAGCGGAUGUACAUCGGCUGGCUGAUUCGACUCGGUUGGUUGACUGGGCAUAAUGAAAAAUCCCAGGACUGCAUGUUCAUGUGCUAA
Protopolystoma xenopodis is the source of this 705-nucleotide messenger RNA. NCBI's taxonomy places the organism in Eukaryota, Metazoa, Platyhelminthes, Monogenea, Polystomatidea, Polystomatidae. The record is from the annotation of a GenBank genome assembly.